Molecule: messenger RNA, 2928 nt
Organism: Grosmannia clavigera kw1407
Lineage: Eukaryota; Fungi; Ascomycota; Sordariomycetes; Ophiostomatales; Ophiostomataceae
Exons: 1
Coding region: 1-2928 (975 amino acids)
Source: RefSeq, a predicted model, not a curated record
AUGCUCAGUCCGGCAAACACGCUGGUGCAGCCCGCCGUGGGCGAAUGCUGUACCGGUGGUGGUCUGCAGGCCCCGACCCCGGUCUUGCAGAAUCUGCCCGCAACCAUACCGAAAGAAUAUCUGCACACCUUCAGUCUUUGUGGCAGUUCUAUGCCCACCACUGCCGCCGAUAUCAGCAGUCUGGCUGCUUUCUCACGACCGUUUGACGCCCGCCAGCUGCCUCUGUCCAACGGUCUUCAUAAUGGCGCCUGUGGGUCCCCGCCCUUUUUCUAUCCAGCGGCCGUCGCCUUUUCGUCCGCUAUCCCGGCUGCCUUUGGCUCCUCUGCGCCCGCUUACACGCCCCUAACGCCAAUCAGCAGCGGCAUGUCGGACGUGUGGUCACCGGCAGGCUCAGGAGACAGCCUCUGGGCAGCCCCUGAUGCUUCGGGUCAGACUUUGCAAGCAGCGCAGAGCAGACUACAAGCCGCGGCCGUCCAGGGCCAUCAGUGGGUGAUGCAGACAACAUCCCCGGCAGAGAAAAUGACUAUUCCGACACCAGAUGGUGCCUCUGCAUCUGACAAUGCCGCGGGAUCCUUACAUCCCAUGACAGUCUCUUCCACUGCAACUGCAGUUCCGGCCAGCUUCUCUCCCAGCAUCCAUGAUUCUCCCGGUCUUGUCAAGUCGAGCACUAGCCCCUACUCGUCGCCGGCAGUAUUGGAAACGCCCAUCUUGAGUAUCGCAACAGCAGAGCAGAAUAGCCAGUUCGGCGGCGACCCGUUUGCGCAAGCCGACUACCGGCUCGGUGGUGGCCAUAUGAUUGACCACCCGUGGGCACCGUCGCUCGCUGAUUACCCAGGACUCUGGACGCAGUUCCAGUUCCAUCAGCAUCUUCAAAAUCUACAGCAGCAACACCUGCUGAUGGAAGAGGGCGCUUUAUUUCGGGGCCCAGCUUUGUCAACCCAUACCGUCCCGGGGAACCAUGAAAACACCAUCCAAGACAUGUCUGCCCAGCACGGAACUGACCCUCGCCAGAUGCUAGAACACAGCGUCGCCCGGGUCCUGUGUCAACGUCCUAUAGCUGUCGCUGGCGGCGGUGCGGAUACGGCUGAGCAACACCUCAUGCACGCAAUGGCUUCCUCAGCGCCCGCCUCUGUGAGUGUGGACUCCAUCGAUACUUCUGCGUUUCCUCCGUCGGCAAUGUCACAAUCGAUUCUUCAAAACAUUGCAUUCAGCCAUAUGUCUCCCCACCCGGCUGUCUUCUCUGCAGUGAGCAGCGCGCCCAUAAUGGUGCCAGCAUCCUUGUCCUUUGUUCAGCCUUCGGCUCCGUCCGUAUUGCACGAAGCUAUGAGCUGCGCUUACGGAUUUCCCAUUGCUCAGCAAUCCCAGCGUCAUCGUCGCGGCUACUCGACACCAACGCCGAUUGGCGGUGCCUUUUUAUCACAAGAAGUUCCCCUGUCCUUCUCAACAGCACAGCCACAAGCCAUAUUGGAUGAAAUCCAUAUGUCUCAAGCUACAAACACUGUGCCUUCUGUCUCGGCGUUUCUUCCGCCGGCAAUCAUCAGCCCCACGAUUGAUGAAGGUAACAUGGACAUCACGCAACCCUCUUUCCCUUAUGAAAACAACCAGGAUAGAGGUGGGAUGACAGCUUUGUCUAGCGCAAGUGUAUCUGCCCCUGCCAAUACAGCCCCUUCAACCCCAAACAACGAUGUCAUUGGCACAGCACCCAACGAUGGCUUCCGCCACCAUAAGCCCCGAGUUCAGUCACUCCCAAAUGUUCCAAUGGUCGAUAUGCAGCCGAAACAAGCAGUAGCAUCUCGCCAAUUGAACAAGUAUGGGACUAUUCUAGAGCUAGACGAGAAAGCAUCUGUCGCUACCAUCCCGAGGGAGAAUUCGCUGGAGCCGUUGCGAAAAUAUCCAAUGCAACUCCGUCAACAGAUGGAGAGCCAAGUCUUUUCAUCCCACAUGCCGGUGCUUCCAUCCUUGAAACCAGUUCCUGCGGUGGUACCCACGGAGCCCCAGAUGGUAAAGCUACAACAUCAACCCGUCAUCGAAACUGCUCAAGCUUCAUCGUACCUCAAAAAGAACAUUCCUUUGGCUGGACUGCCUGUUCGUAAUGCUGCAUCCACGGCGGUUCCUGCUGCAACUUCGCCUCAAACUCUGCCAAAAACCGACUCCGUCUUUAGUGAGGCUGACCAGAAGGAGACGAGGGUCCCUGAUACUCCUGUCCAGCAAAGCAGCCCUCAGAGAACCAAGACCGAUGACAGCAACCACAGUGUUGGCCAACCUACCAAUAAAAGGUCGCUUGGGAGACCACGGAAGCGGCGUGGCUCCUAUUCGACAGCACUAGCACCGGAAGAGCUUUUGAUUCCAAUUCCUGAGCCAGUCCCGGCUCCAGAGCCCAUCUUCAUUCCCUUCGAUCCCCAGACUUUGACAUCGCCACCUUCAAGGUCACCAAAGUCGCCCAGGUCGCCCAAGUCUCCGAAAUCGGUCAAGUCUGCUGUGGAGAGCAGCAGAUCAACAGCAACUAUACCGGGAGCUACAGACACACUUGUAAAGACGGGACCAGCUGUUAACUCGCCUCCCAAGAAGACUGGCAAAGUCGGCCGCCCGCGAAAGCGCAGCAAAGUUGGGGAAUCGGCCUUAAUACCCGUGCCAGAUGGCAGUCUCCAGGUGGUGUUUGACCAUAUCUUCAUGACUUCGUCUGUUUCCUCUUUGCCACAACAGCCUCUUUCGAUUUCUCCGCCCGCUGUCUUCCCAGAAUUUUCUGUCGAAUUCCCAGUCACCAACGGUGCUGCCACGGCUUUCAUCCAAGACGACAUGGAACUCUCAAACUCGAUUGCUAAUGGAUCAGCAUUCUCAUCAACCCUGGAAAACCCAGCUCGACGCACGCUUCGCCAGCAGCGAGUACGGCACGGCCAGUCAGACAAACAAGGUCCCAAGCCAGUUUAG